GCGCUUCUCAGUGCCAUCUUCGUGAGUGCCGCCAUCCUCAACACCUCGCUACUGAUUGUCCUCUGGAGACAGCGCAAGCAGAUGUCCAGGAUGCGCGUUUUCGUGUUUAACUUGUGCCUGGCAGACCUGGUGGUCGCUUUUUUCCAGGUGUGUCCGCAGCUCCUCUGGGAUAUCACGGACAGAUUCGUCGGCCCGGACCUAGUAUGCCGUAUAGUGAAAUACCUGCAAGUUCUCGGGAUGUUCUCUUCAACUUAUAUGAUUGUGGUGAUGACAGUCGACAGAUACCAGGCUGUGUGUAAUCCAAUGGUGAAGUUUCAGAGGACGCGCACUAGACUGAACAUCCCCGUGUGCGUCGCCUGGGGCAUUUCUCUGCUGGGCAGCCUGCCCCAAGUUUUCAUUUUCUCCCAAGUAGAAGUAACACCCGGUGUGUUUGAUUGCUGGGCCGAAUUCAUCCAGCCAUGGGGGCUGCAAACUUACAUAACGUGGACCACUCUGGUCAUUUUCAUUUUGCCUGUCAGCACGGUUGUUGUUUGCCAAGUGCGCAUCUGCCGAGCCAUCCAGAUCAACCUUCACCAAAAGACUCACAAGCAGGGGAGCGUUGGCGUCCCGUUGCCCUCCAGAGCCAGUGGAGUGGCCGGUAUGUCUAAGGCCAGGGUGAAGACGCUGAAGAUGACGGUGGUCAUUGUGGUGGCUUACAUUGUCUGCUGGGCUCCAUUCUUCAUCGUCCAACUGUGGUCUGCCUGGGACAAACAUGCGCCAAAAGAGACUGCAACUUUCACCAUCCUGAUGUUGCUUGCCAGCCUGAACAGCUGCGCAAACCCCUGCAUCUACCUUCUGUUCAGUGCUGAGUUUCCAAAGAGGCUUGUUGCACUCCUGUGUAGGCGGCAUUCUGAAGGUAAAGAUUCAAUACACGAAGACGCAACUCUCGUCAGCACUUUGUAUAUGAGCUUCAAAAAUGUCUCCGAGUCCAAGUGAGGGAAUUGACAUCUUACUGGAAAGAAGAAAAAUCGACGGCGAGAAGCGGUGAUGCCUUCGCACCGAGAUUCGAGUUUGGCAGCGAAACGAAGAAUAUGUUAGACUAAAUUUGUCUGGAUUUCUGAUCUGUUCAUUUAUCACUUGUCAUCGACAAUUUCAGUCAUGACAAACAUGCCAAGAAUGGGUGGACACGAGUAAGAGCUGCAAUACAGAUUAUAUUGGAAGUUGAGAGUAGAGGGGAGUCGAUUAAGUUAUUUUGUGCUGCACACUUUGAGAAAGAACCAGUAUUAGAAGUGUUGGACUCAAAUAAGACACAUUUUCGCUGAAAUUGUUUCAGAUAUUAUUUAAACGUCACAAGUUGGACUGGAGUAGCAUGCUGGUCCUUGAAAAAAUGUGUAAGAGUAAAGAAGUAUUUGAGGUAAAAACAAAGUAAACAAAAAUCUUCCGAAUUAUAAUGCAACAUCAUUAUUUACAGUCUUUCAAGAUGAUGUCAAAGGUAGGUGUAGUAAAUGUUGCAUCUGAGGCUUAAUUUACUGUUAAGAGAGAUCCUUUUUUUUCCAUCGAUGCUGCUGAGAUGUGAAAGAGGAGGUGCAUUAAAAAGGAGGUGCAUGUUUCUACCUUUCAAAGGUAAUUUGUUUUGUACAGUAUUUAAAAAAUGUGAGCCAAUUCUGUUUAUGUUCCCUGUGGUGAAUAAAUGUUUCAUUGAGUCUACAGAACAAGUGUGGAAUAAAGUCAUAGUGACA
Menidia menidia (Atlantic silverside) is the source of this 1718-nucleotide messenger RNA. The record is from the annotation of a GenBank genome assembly. NCBI's taxonomy places the organism in Eukaryota, Metazoa, Chordata, Actinopteri, Atheriniformes, Atherinopsidae.